Messenger RNA from Dendronephthya gigantea, 1598 nucleotides. Its product is annotated as polycomb protein eed-like. The transcript is spliced from 15 exons. The record is from RefSeq and is a predicted model, not a curated record. NCBI's taxonomy places the organism in Eukaryota, Metazoa, Cnidaria, Anthozoa, Malacalcyonacea, Nephtheidae. Gene Ontology annotation, molecular function: nucleosome binding; protein binding. Gene Ontology annotation, biological process: negative regulation of transcription by RNA polymerase II. Gene Ontology annotation, cellular component: ESC/E(Z) complex. Bases 1 to 1350 code for a protein of 449 amino acids.
AUGGCGGAUCAAGAAGGAGUGGAGAAUCAGGAAAGUAUUGUUGAUGUUGAAACAAUUGAUGAAAAGAUUCCCUUUACCGCACCGGAGGAGAGCGAAAUGUUGGCAGAACAUGAAGCAUUAACGAUUAAACUCGAGGAGCAAGCUAGCGACACAGAAUCAAUGACUGAAAGCAAUGGGAACUCGAAUGAUGCUAACACUGGAAAAACAGGAAAAGGGAGAUCAAGUAAUUGGCGAAAAGGGAAAAAAACUAAGCUGGGAUAUCGUUGUACAAAUUAUUUGAAGGAGGAUCACAAGCAACCAUUAUUUGGUGUAACUUUUAAUUACAAUUUUGAUGAAAAUGCAGAAGAUCCCUUAAUUUUUGCAACUGUUGGAAGUAACAGAGCAUCAAUAUAUCAAUGCAAAGAUAAGGGCGAAAUCAAAUUACUACAAGCUUAUGUUGAUGCAGAUCCUGAUGAGAAUUUCUACACUGCCGCUUGGUCGUUUGUGUUAGAAUCGGGAGAACCGAUCCUUGCUAUUGCUGGAUCUCGAGGGAUUAUUAGGAUAAUUAGUGCUUUUACAAUGCAAUGUUCAAAGCAUUUUCUAGGUCAUGGUAGCUCUGUAAAUGAAUUAAAAUUUCAUCCAUUGGAUCCUGAGUUAUUACUAUCCGUCAGUAAAGAUUAUGCCUUGCGCUUGUGGAAUGUGAGGACAGAGGUUUGUGUUCUGAUGUUCACAGGAGUUGAAGGACACAGGGAUGAAGUCUUAAGUGGUGACUUUGAUAUUUUGGGAACAAGAAUAAUUUCCUGUGGAAUGGACCAUUCUUUGAAAAUUUGGUCUCUUGAUGAAGAGAAGAUAAAAAAGACAAUUGAAGAGGCUGCAGUUUAUAACACCACAAAAUCAGCAAAAUCAUUUAGAACUUUACAAAUCCAUUAUCCGAAGUUUACAACACGAGACAUUCAUAGGAAUUAUGUUGACUGUGUCAGAUGGCUUGGUGAUCUUGUGCUAUCCAAAUCUUGUGAAAACUGUAUUGUCUGUUGGAAACCGAAGAAAACUCUGGAGGAAGUUUUCGCAAAGCCAUCGGACGAAACAAAUGCAGUUACAGUUCUUCAUAAAUUUGAAUAUGCGCAAUGCGACAUAUGGUUUAUGCGUUUUGCGAUGGACUUUCGUCAAAAAACUUUAGCGUUAGGAAAUCAAGUAGGAAAGAUUUAUACGUGGUACAUUGACGUGACAGAUUUACACGAAGCGAAGCAAAAAGUUUUGUCUCAUCCUAAGUGCACUGCUGCUGUUCGCCAAACAUGCUUUAGUAAGGACGGGAGUAUCUUGAUCUGUGUUUGCGAUGAUGGAUCAAUAUGGAGAUGGGAUCGCGCCCAGUGAAUCACGGGACGGUUUAAUGAUUAUAGUUUUGUACAUAACUUUUCCAACAAGAGUAGUACACUGGUUUAUAUAAGUCAGUGUGAUGUAGGCACUUUACUUUUGAUAUCGUGUUGUCGGUGAAACUGGAUAGAAAGCAAAAUUUGCUCGCAUCCAAAGAUCGUUUGAAAACCGGAACGAUGAGCUAAAAUGUUUCCUGAGUAAAUAAAAUAUUCAUAAUCUGUCUUAACCAUUUCAAUAAGAAACUCUAU